GAUGUAUUGUACUCGUGUGUUUUCGGUGAUACACAUUGGAAGUGUUGUUGAUAUCGGGACUGAAUGUUUUACUAUUGUUUUAGCGGAAUUGUAUGACAGACAUUGAAACCUGUGCAAUAGACUCUAUAUUACAUAAUAAUCAUGGCGCGGAAUGCGGAGAAGGCCAUGACGACGCUGGCUCGGUGGCGGGCAGCUCACGUCAACGACAUGGGAAAGGAAAAGGAACGCCGACCAUACCUAGCGUCAGAAUGUCACGAUUUAGCCAAGGCAGAAAAGUGGCGGUUGCAGAUAAUUAGAGAAAUUGCCAAGAAGGUUGCUCAAAUACAGAACGCGGGUCUUGGAGAAUUUCGGAUCCGUGACCUAAAUGAUGAAAUAAACAAACUACUUCGUGAGAAAGGCCAUUGGGAAGCACAGAUACGUGAGCUUGGUGGUCCAGAUUAUGCUAAAGUUGGACCUCGGAUGCUGGACCAUGAAGGGAAAGAAGUUCCAGGAAAUCGUGGUUACAAAUACUUUGGAGCUGCAAAGGACCUCCCUGGUGUUCGAGAAUUAUUUGAACAGGAACCUCCACCUCCUCCUCGAAAGACAAGAGCAGAAUUAAUGAAAGAUAUUGAUGCUGAUUACUACGGUUACCGUGAUGAUGAUGAUGGAAUACUUGUGCCACUGGAACAAGAAGAAGAACGCAAGGCUAUUCUGAGGGCAGUAGCAGAAUGGAAAUUUAGAAAAGAGCACUCUCUUGAGGACCAAGGAGAUGAUGCAAAAGGACAAGAAGAAGAAGAGGACAUAUAUGCUGUUCAUCCAGAUGUGGAGUCUGAUGAAGAAGCUGAAGGACUCCACAAGGAAGAACCCUUGGUGCCCAGAUUUAUUGCACAUGUACCAGUUCCUUCACAGAAGGAAGUUGAAGCUGCACUGUUGGCUCGCAAGAAGCAAGAACUGUUGGAGAAGUAUGCCAGUACAUCAUUACUUCGAGAAGUAGAGGAGACCCGUGGUUUGGCAGCAUUCCCACCACCAGAACAAUGAUGAUUACAUUGUGUUGGAAACACAUUCAAACAUAAUUCUUUGCACAAGGCUGAAGAUAACCGUGAUUCUAUGUGAAGAAAAGAUUAAUGACUGGUACAAAAAAAUCUCAUUUCUGAGCUUUACAAGAAAGACAUUCAUUCCAUUGAAAAACAGAAGCUCACUGUUUCUUGUUUACACGGUUGUGCACAAUAUGUUGUUAUUUUACAUUAUGUUGUAUGGUGGACGUAGGCCAUGAUCAACAGUGCUUACUGCAGUCAAGUGCCAAAAAUAUGGGAGAUAUUGAAGAGUGGUGCCUUUGUCAAACCUGUGUGAUGAUGUGCUAAUCUUAGGUAUUCACAUUAAUUCUGUUGUUGGAAGCUUAGGCUUACUUAAGUCUGUGAUACCUGAUAUGUUACUAUGGUCAUCCACUUCCAACUUUGGUAAUCACUAAAAUUUCAUCUCUGUGAGAUGUGUUGUACAUAUAUUUUAUAUAUGGGGCUAUUUGUUCUGUUGUUGAGAGAACAUACACCCACUGGUUAGUAUGCUGUGUAUGUCUGCAUGGAGUCCAAAUUUCUUUUUAGUUAUUGAUAAGCUUUUUCAUUAAUGUUGAAUUUUAUUUAUGGAACUUUUGUCUGUUCAAAAGAAUUUAUUAUCUUUAUUUCACAAUGUUCAUAAUUUGCAGAAAGUUAUAAUGAAAAAUUAUUUAUUGCUUUGGAUUAUUGAGUCUUGUAUCACUUGAGGAUAUUUUGUUUGUUUCAGUUGCUCAUGACAGAAUCACAUUAAAUACACUUGUUAGUAAUGUGUUAGUAAUGCUAACUUUCUUUGUGCCCAGUAGUAUUACUAUGUGAGAACUGCUUCAGUGGUCCUUAACUCUAGAGCAGGUAAUGUGUUAGUAAUGCUAACUUUCUUUGUGCCCAGUAGUAUUACUAUGUGAGAACUGCUUCAGUGGUCCGUAACUCUAGAGCAGGUGAAGCAGUUUUCAUAAUAUGAGCCGGACGUGUGACAUACUUCAUACACAGGUAAAGGGUAGCUGUUUUUAUGUUACCAAGGUAAACACCUAUGAGCAAAAUCACAAUUUAAUGUUAGUGUAAUUAAACAACAAUAAAAAAACUUACAUAAGUUAGAUCACUGUUUAAUUAAACAGCAAAUAAAUAAACUUUCAUCGUA
This is a messenger RNA of Schistocerca serialis cubense, 2163 nucleotides long. RefSeq names its product pre-mRNA-splicing factor ISY1 homolog. Gene Ontology annotation, biological process: mRNA 3'-splice site recognition; generation of catalytic spliceosome for second transesterification step. NCBI's taxonomy places the organism in Eukaryota, Metazoa, Arthropoda, Insecta, Orthoptera, Acrididae. The transcript is spliced from 7 exons. Gene Ontology annotation, cellular component: Prp19 complex; catalytic step 2 spliceosome; post-spliceosomal complex. The coding region runs from base 142 to 1017 and encodes 291 amino acids. The record is from RefSeq and is a predicted model, not a curated record.